This is a messenger RNA of Lucilia cuprina (Australian sheep blowfly), 1434 nucleotides long. It is a transcript of the gene Trmt6, whose product is annotated as tRNA (adenine(58)-N(1))-methyltransferase non-catalytic subunit TRM6. The record is from RefSeq and is a predicted model, not a curated record. Gene Ontology annotation, biological process: tRNA methylation. The transcript has 2 exons. The coding region runs from base 99 to 1400 and encodes 433 amino acids. Gene Ontology annotation, cellular component: nucleus; tRNA (m1A) methyltransferase complex. Lineage: Eukaryota; Metazoa; Arthropoda; Insecta; Diptera; Calliphoridae.
CGUUUUUUAUUUGUUUACAAACGUGAAUUUGGAUUAAUUUAAACCGAUUUUUAUAUAUAUUUUUACAAUUUCAUACAAAAAUAACAUUAAAAUCCACAAUGACAACGUUAGCUGAACAACCGAAAAUAAAAUUAGGUGACUAUAUAGUCAUACAACGACAAAAAUAUACCAAAUUACAGAAAUUUGGUAAUUUAGAUGCCACCGCUAUGUUGGGCAAGGAUCAGCUAGAGCUAAAGGCAUUACUCGAUCAACCUUAUGGUGCCACCUUUAAAAUGUGUCCCAAAGAAGAUUUGGGCAAGUCUCAUCGAGGACGUCAAAAGUUAAACUCUUUGGAAUUGUGCAAUGAAUUGGAAAUGCGUAAUAUACGUGAAGUAUUGGGCAUUUCCUCCAGUGGUGAAGACAAUCGUAAUAUAAUAGACGAUGGUGAUUCGCAGGCUCUAAAACCGGAAGAUAUUGAUAAAUUAAGAGAUGAAUGCAAUGAAAGCACUAAAAUUAUAGAGAAAAUUGUGGAAAAUUCAAAAACAUUUCACAAUAAAACUGCCUAUUCACAAGAAAAGUAUUUGAAGAAAAAGGAAAAGAAAUAUUUUGAAUAUAUACAAAUUAGACAACCUACUAUACGUUUAAUAACGGAGAUAUACUAUCGUCAAGAUUCGGAAAAAGUAAUGGGCCUAAGAGUUGAUACAUUGUCGCAGUUAAUCUCGUAUUCGGGUAUUUCGGCUUUUGGUAAUUAUUUGUUAUAUGAAAGUGGUUCCAAUGGUCUAUUGCCAGCUGCUUUUUUGAAUUCUAUGGGUGCGAAUACCGAAGCUCAUUUGGUACACAUGCAUCCGGGUAAUGUGCCACAAAAACAGGCAAUUUUAGCUUUAAAUUUACCCGAUGAACAACUGCAACGGUGUAUUUCUGUGAAUAUUUAUUCAGUUUUAAGAGAAUUUUAUCAAGGUGAUGAAACUUCAGCAGAGGUAGAGGAGCCUAGUUCCAAGAAACAAAAAUUAAAUGAAGAGGAUAAAGAUUCUUCGGAAACUUCAGCUGAUUCCUGUAAAUCUGACGAAUCAGCUAAACCUUCUGCUGCCUUACAAAAAUGGCAAUUGGAAAAUAAACGUGCCGUGACAUUAAUGCAACAGAAAUUUGAUUCUUUGGUUAUUGCGGCCAAAGAACAUCCCACCAAUUUGGUUAAGGAACUAUUGUCGUUUGUUAAACCCUCUAGACCUGUUGUUGUUUUUAGUCUGUGUAAAGAAGUUUUAAUGGAAUUGUAUGUCGAUCUAAAAUCAAGCUCUAAAGUUACUAAUUUACACUUGACUUCGAACUGGUUGCGUCAGUAUCAAAUUUUACCCAAUCGCACACAUCCUGAGGUAAAUAUGCAGGCAAAUAGUGGUUAUUUACUGACGGGUAUGACUUUAGGUUAAUAUGAAAUAAUAAAAUGAAAAAUAUAAAACUUUA